Molecule: messenger RNA, 1854 nt
Organism: Penicillium angulare
Lineage: Eukaryota; Fungi; Ascomycota; Eurotiomycetes; Eurotiales; Aspergillaceae
Product: putative mRNA cleavage factor complex component Pcf11
Exons: 6
Coding region: 1-1854 (617 amino acids)
Biological process (GO): termination of RNA polymerase II transcription
Cellular component (GO): cytoplasm; mRNA cleavage factor complex
Molecular function (GO): mRNA binding; RNA polymerase II complex binding
Source: RefSeq, a predicted model, not a curated record
AUGUCCAACCCUGUUUCAGACGAAGUCGCAGAAGACUACAAAAGCUCUUUGGAGGACCUCACCAACAACGACAGAUUCCAAAUUAGCAAUUUGACAGUGAUCGCCAAAGAGAACACCGAGCAUGCCGAGGCGAUUUCGAAAGUGUUGGAGGAUCAUAUUCGAGCUACUCCCCCUCCACAGAAAUUGCCCGCCCUCUAUGUAGUUGAUUCCAUUGUGAAGAACGUGGGCACCCCAUACACCCUCUUCCUGGGACGAAAGAUGUACCAGACUUUUAUAAAUGCGUACACUCUAGUCGACGCCCAGACUCGACGGAAGCUGGAUGAAAUGCUUAAGACAUGGAAGGAGCCCGUUCCUGGCUCGUUAGACAAACGCCCGGUCUUUCCACCUCAUAUCACUCGGGACAUUGAAAACGCCCUAAUCAAGGCCCGGACGGCAUUUUUGCAGGCUCAACAACAGAGAGGUCAGCUAGAAAUCAAUCGAGCUCGUGGCAGCGUGACACCAACCGGGUGGACCAAUAGCCCAACACUGCCAGCCAUGUCUCGACCGAAUCAGCCAUAUGCCAACAAUGGACAAGGCAUUCCAAGCAUUGCGACACCCCCUCAAGCUCAUCGCCCUGAUUCGGAGUUGGCAUCAUUGCAUCGGGACCUGGAAGCCCUGGUCGCUUCGGCGCGAAAUGACUUUGGGAAUAAUCCAUUUAAUCAGACAAUCCAACAGCGGCUUAAGUCAUUGCUUGAUCUCCAGGGUAUUAUGCAACGCCAACAGCUUAGCCCAGAGGAGCGCAAGCUUGUUCGAGACCAGCUCGCCUCAUUGACCACUCCGCAGCCAGGACCUAGUGCAGCUCCUGUCCCAACACCACCGCCUCAACCCCCGGCUCAGUCGCUUCCCUCGAUGUUAAAUUCCGAAACCAUUGCAGAACUCCUCAAAGCGACUGGCGUUAACCAAACACCCCCUGCUCCCAUUCCUCCUCAGAUGCCCAACCUUCUCCCUCAAAUGCCUCAAAUGCCUCCUGCCAGUAGCACCCCGCAGCCAGCAGAGAGCCCCCUCAUCGCUGCCCUUAGAAUGCGAGGGCUACUACCUCCUGCAUCAGCACCACCGAUGAUGGGAUCCAACGCUACUCCUCCAGCAUCUCUCCCAUUCUUAAUUCCUGGUCAACUGCGAUCUACGCCACCAGUAUCAACCCCUCAAGCAUCCACCCCAGUUGGAGUUUCAUCGACAGUAUCUAUGGCCACUACCUCUAUGAAAAUCCCUCGAAUGGCACUAGUCGGUUCCCUCUACGAAGCAAAGUCAAACCGAUGUGGAACCUGUGGUAGCCGUUUUCCUGCCACCAAUGAAGGCAAAGAAAAGAAAGCCAGGCAUUUAGACUGGCACUUCAAAACAAAUCAACGCAUGGUUGAGGCUACCAAGCGAGCCCAGACUCGUAGUUGGUAUGUCGAUGAAGGGGAUUGGGUUCAAUCCCGCGAAGCCGACGAUGACCAAGGGACAGCUUAUUCUGAGGCCAAUGCCGAGGGAGCUGCUGGGGCUGACAACAAUGGUUCCAAACAAAGUCCACCAAAACAAUGGAUUCGGGCUCCCAAUGAUGCCAUGCUGCGCAACACCCCUUGUCCCAUUUGCCAGGAGAAAUUUGAGUCAACAUGGUCCGAAGAGGUGCAGGACUGGAUCUGGCAAGAUGCCGUUACAGUCACUGGUCGAGUCUACCACGCCAGCUGCUACGAUGAAGUUACAAAAGAUGGCCCUGCCCCUCGCAGUUUCACGCCUCAAGGGCGAACAGGGACACCGGACUCAGUGCUGGGCAAGCGAAAAGCAGAGGGCGUCGAAUCUCCUGGGCAGAAAGUGCGCAUCAAGACGGAACCAUGA